This is a messenger RNA of Pelagomonas calceolata, 763 nucleotides long. NCBI's taxonomy places the organism in Eukaryota, Pelagophyceae, Pelagomonadales, Pelagomonadaceae. The record is from the annotation of a GenBank genome assembly.
UUUUCUCAAGAAACAAGGUGGUGUAGGAGUCCCUCGCCCGGGCGGGCGAGCAAGUGUCUACGACCGCUCGAUGAGCUCGUCGAGCUGCGCGGCGCGCCGCCGGGCCCUGAGCCCCUGGCGCUUCAGGCCGCGCACGUACUGGGCGAGCGCGCGGUCCUCGGCCGUGGCGCCCGACACGUCGUCGGCGUCGCCGUACGCCUCGGCGUCCUCGACGACGUCCGCGUAGGCCGCGGCCGACUCCUCGAGCCCCGCGGCGCGGCCCUCGAGCGCCGACUUGAUGUCGAUGAGCUGCUCGACGUCGCAGGCCUCGUCGCCCUCGGCGCAGUACGCCGUCGCCGACUGGAGGAUCUCGAGCGACGCCGCCUCCCAGUUCACGACCUGGGGCUCGCCGUGGACGGCCUCGCGGCGGACGCGGCGCUGCGUCUGCCGGAAGUGGCCCUGGAUGAAGGCUUGGCUGGUGGUUGAGAAAGUCGACAGCGUGGAGAAGGCCAGGGAUACCAGUUUCUGCAUGGUGAUACCCCGGACACGCUGUUGGCCCCGAUUCUGCUUGGCUCCUGCCUGAGUCGGCUGUUUUUGCUUGGCUCCUGCUGGACUCCUGCUCGACUCCUGCUCGACUCCUGCUCUCUGGAAGGUCUAGGCCGGGCGCGGAGGAUCUGGCUUCUUCGCAGCGUGUCAAGGGCGCGCGUCGGGCAGCUCUCCAAAAACCUGCCUGUUCGGGGUGGUCCCGAGGCGUCGGUACUGCCGUUGGCACUUUUGCUCUGCG